Culicoides brevitarsis is the source of this 3039-nucleotide messenger RNA. It is a transcript of the gene Tudor-SN, whose product is annotated as staphylococcal nuclease domain-containing protein 1. The transcript is spliced from 9 exons. NCBI's taxonomy places the organism in Eukaryota, Metazoa, Arthropoda, Insecta, Diptera, Ceratopogonidae. Bases 67 to 2757 code for a protein of 896 amino acids. Gene Ontology annotation, cellular component: RISC complex; cytosol; nucleus. Gene Ontology annotation, biological process: regulatory ncRNA-mediated gene silencing; mRNA catabolic process. The record is from RefSeq and is a predicted model, not a curated record. Gene Ontology annotation, molecular function: RNA binding; nuclease activity.
UUGCCACGUUCAACCGUCUACGUUUAAGAGACCAGCACAUCAAAAUCAAAAAAAUAUUAAUUAAACAUGGAAAAAGUAAAGCAAGUUGAAGCUGCAACGCUUAAAAAAGCGAUUGUCAAGCAAGUUUUGUCUGGAGAUUCCAUUGUCGUAAGAGCCCAACCACGUGGCGGUCCACCACCAGAGAAGCAAAUUACCUUAACCAACGUUUCUGCUCCCAAAUUGGGCCGAAAAGUGGGUCAGAGCGAGGAAGUCAAGGAUGAACCUUAUGCCUGGGAGUCGAGAGAAUUCCUCCGUAAUUUGUUGAUCGGCAAGGAAGUCUAUUUCAGUUUUGAAAAGGAGCUUCAAGGCAAUCGUGGUUAUGGAAAUGUCUACUUGGACAAAGACGGUAAGAACAAUCUUGUACAUACUUUGGUGUCGGAGGGCAUGGUAACGGUGCGCCGUGAAUCAAAAUCCCCGGAAGUUGCUCAUUUGGUCGAGUUGGAAGAUGCUGCAAAGGAUGCCGGCAAAGGUAAAUGGGGUCCAAAUGCUAAGAACGCAAUUCGUGAAGUUCAAUACACCGUUGGUGACAACAACAAAUUCCUGGAGCAAUUCAAGGGCAAGCAAUUGUCCGCCGUCGUCGAACAUGUCCGAGAUGGCUCAUCAUUCCGUGUCUUGUUACUCGAUUCGUUCACGUACGUGACACUCGUUCUCUCCGGUGUGCGUUGUCCCACGUUCAAACUCGAUGCCAAUGGCAGACCCGAUGAAACCGCAAUCGUUCCGUAUGCCAGAGAAGCAAAAUUCUUCACGGAAUGCCGGUUGCUCAACCAAACGGUCAAAGUUGUCCUGGAAAGUGCAACAAACACAUAUUUCCUCGGUUCCGUCAUUCAUCCAAAGGGAAAUAUCGCAGAAGCUCUUGUGCGAGAAGGUUUCGCCAAAACUAUCGACUGGAGUCUCAGUGGAUUCUCCAAUGAUGUUGCCGAAAAACUGAGAAACGCCGAGAAACACGCAAAAUCACAAAAACUCAAGAUUUGGGAAAACUAUCAGGAAGUUGCGGCCAAGCCAAACUCCAACAAGGAAUUCCAAGGAGUGUGUGUCGAAGUUUUUAAUGGAGAUUUUAUCAUGGUAAAGACUGCUGGAGGCGCUAAAAAAGUCUAUUUAUCAAGUGUUAAGCCACCAAGAGAAGUCAAGACCGAAGAGGAACAAAAGAAGAGAAAUCCACGUUUCUUGUAUGAAAUUCCUUAUUUGUACGAAUGCCGAGAGUUCUUGCGGAAAAAACUUGUUGGCAAAAAGGUUUCAUGUAAAUUGGAUUACACCAAUCCCGCAAAAGACAAUCAACCGGAAAAACUCUUCUAUACCGUCAUGGUCAAUGGAAAGAACAUUGCUGAAGAUUUGGUGGCCCAAGGUCUCGCCACUGUCAUCCGCUACAGACAAGACAACGAUCAACGCUCAUCGCACUACAACGAUUUACUGAAUGCCGAAGGAAAUGCCGCGAAAGAGGGCAAGGGAGUGCACAGCAAAAAGGACCAAACCACCAUCCGUUUGGUCGAUCUCACUGUCGACACUUCGAAAAUCCGUCAUCAAUAUUUGCCGUCGUGGCAGCGUGCCCUGAAGAUGGACGCCAUCGUUGAAUUUGUUGCCAGUGGCUCACGUUUCCGCAUCUUCAUCCAAAAGGACAACGUUUUGGUGAACUUUUUGCUCAUGGGAAUUAGUUGCCCGCGUUCAUCGAGACCUGCCAUCAAUGGACAGCCCGCUGUCGAGGGAGAUCCCUUCGGAAACGAAGCCCUGGAAUAUGUGAAGGAGAAAAUUUAUCAACGCGACGUCACGGUACAAGUUGAAACGACGGAUAAGGGAUUCAAUAGCGUCAUUGGAUGGCUUUUUACGGAAAACAAACAAAAUUUGUCGGUUCUCUUGGUGGAACAGGGAUUGGCAACGCUCCAUAACGCAAGUGCUGAAAAGAGUGAGCAUUACAGGACACUCAAGAUGGCUGAAGACAAAGCCAAGGCGAAGCGUUUGAACCUCUGGAAGAACUACGUUGAACAAGAAGAGGUUGAAGGUGGAGAUGAAACUGCCGUUGAAGCUACGCAAGUCUUCGAUAACGCUGAAAAAUCAAUGGAAGAGGUGACGGUAACUGAAGUCUCGCCUGACAUGCAAUUCUUCGUGCAAAAGACAAAAGAAGCCGCAAAACUAACUGCUUUAAUGGAAAAGGUAUCGGCACACGUUAAAACUGCAACAAGUGGCAGUUUGUCGUUCAAACCGAAACGCGGUGACGUUUGCGCAUCCAAAUUCGAAGAUGGUCAAUGGUACAGAUGUAAGGUUGAGCGUAUGCAAGGCGAAAAUGCAAGCAUUUUGUACAUCGAUUACGGAAAUCGCGACACCGUCAAAGUCUCCAACUUGUUGGAACUUCCGCACUCGCUGAAAACGGAAACGCCGUAUGCCACGUUGUGCAAACUCGCGUAUGUGACGUUGCCCGUCGAUGCGGAAGACAAAAAGGAGGCCCUCAAUGCAUUCGUGUCCGAUGUACUUGACAAAAAACUCAAUAUGGCAGUUCAAUAUCGCAGUGCUGGCGUUCCGCAUUGCACGUUGCACACGCUCGAGGACAAAUCGGAUGUCGGCAAAAAUCUCGUCAUCGAUGGUUUCGUGUUGUUGGAGAAGAAACGUGAGUUGCAGAGCCAGAAGUUGUUCACGGUGUACAAAGAGGAGGAAGAGAAGGCGAGAAAAGCUCAUAUGGGCAUCUGGCGAUAUGGCGACAUUACGGAGGAUGAUGAGCAAUUGAAGUGAGAUGCUGGCCUGGAUUGAGAACAUUCAUUAUUAUAGACUGUUACGAUAACAACAUGUACUCGACCCAUUUUAUGAUUCACAAUUUUUCUAUCAAUCUUUAUUGUUUUAAAUUUUGGGGCUUAUUUUUUUGAAAAAUUUAUUAAGUAGUUUCAUUUUUAGUUUAGCGUGUGUUUAUUUGAACAAAAAUCAAGUGAAAAAAGGAAAAAUGUUAUAAUUUUUUGUAGAAUAUAUUGUGAAUUAAAUCAAAAUUUUCUAGAAAUUAUAAAAAAUCUCAUUUUUCGA